AUCCCCUCCGGUGACUACGCACACAUUUGCUCGGACGCAUUCGCAAAACUUGAGUCUGAGAACUUGCAUGUUGACGAUUUGUGGAUAUCCACCAUAAUGCUCAGUGCAGUUAAAAUGGAGGGCCACGAAACUCCCGACUGGAGCAGCUAUUACAAUGAUGCACAAGAGGUAUAUUCACCAAUGGCAAACAGCACUAUGAACGCAGGACUGAGUUCCAUGAACACAAUGAACAGUUACAUGGGCAUGUCCACAAGUGGAAAUAUGACAUCCAGUUCUUUUAAUAUGUCCUACGCGAAUCCUGCUCUAGGAGCUGGACUUAGCCCCGGGACUAUGGCAGGGAUGCCACCGAGCGCUCCUGGCGCCAUGAACGGAAUGGGUGGUGGAGUGUCGUCCAUGGGCACUGCUCUCAGCCCCACAAACAUGAACGCAAUUUCGGCUCAACAAGCCUCCAUGAACGCACUGAACCCUUACUCGAGUAUGAGUCCCACGCUGAGUUCUAUGACAUAUGCUCAGCCUAAUCUGAACAGGGCACGGGACAAUAAAACUUUCAGGAGAAGUUACCCGCAUGCUAAGCCCCCGUAUUCUUACAUAUCGCUUAUUACCAUGGCUAUCCAGCAGUCACCGAGCAAAAUGCUCACGCUGAGCGAGAUCUAUCAAUGGAUAAUGGACCUGUUCCCUUACUACCGUCAAAACCAACAGAGGUGGCAGAACUCCAUCAGACAUUCGUUGUCUUUCAACGAUUGUUUCGUCAAAGUUUCCAGGUCACCUGAUAAACCAGGUAAAGGCUCUUACUGGACCCUGCACCCGGAUUCUGGAAAUAUGUUUGAGAACGGUUGUUACCUUCGCAGACAGAAGCGCUUCAAAUGUGAGAAAAAGUUGUCAACGAGCAAAAACUCUGAGGGAAGGAAAGAUCAAACGGGUGGGUCGGGGUCGCCUUCUAACGAUACCUCCAGCACCAAGAGCGGGCAUAUGGAGUCGAACUCAAUUUCCACCAACCAGUCAUCAAGCCCACAUAACUUGGAUCAUAGGAGCGGUACCACCAACUCUGAACUAAAGAGCGGCGGCCCUCAGAUCCACCCCGUGACUGGCUCGGCCACAUCUCUCUCCUCUAUUCCUUUGGCCCCGCACUCGAUGGCCCACGAAUCUCAGCUGCAUCUAAAGGGAGACCCCCAUUAUUCUUUCAACCACCCGUUUUCCAUCAAUAAUUUGAUGUCCUCCUCAGAGCAACAACACAAACUGGACUUGAAAGCCUACGAACAAGCUUUGCAAUAUUCAUCCUACGGCUCAGGUAUGUCUUCCAGUCUGCCACUCGGCAGCGCUUCCAUGGCGGGAAGAACCGGCAUGGACACCUCAGCAAUAGAGGCGUCUUACUAUCAAGGUGUGUAUUCGAGACCGGUUCUCAAUACGUCUUAGUAUCUUCUCAUUUUUUUCUGAGCUCGAAAGUGGCCGAAAGGAAAUGUUAUUUUAUUUUAUUUUUUUUGCAUGCACUUGGUGCAUAAAAGACUGUUACUUUAAAAUAUACGAAUGUGUAUGUGUAUAAUAAAAUAUUGUAAAGUGUUCCCAUGAAUGAUUGUAUAUCCCAGUUAUAAAUCAUUGCUAGUGUAUUUAAAAAAAAAACAAAACGAUUUUGAGCUUGUAAAAUAAUGUUGUGUUCCCUUAAACGUAUA
Messenger RNA from Chanos chanos (milkfish), 1667 nucleotides. It is a transcript of the gene foxa1, whose product is annotated as forkhead box A1. Gene Ontology annotation, molecular function: DNA-binding transcription factor activity, RNA polymerase II-specific; RNA polymerase II cis-regulatory region sequence-specific DNA binding; transcription factor binding. The transcript is spliced from 2 exons. Gene Ontology annotation, biological process: regulation of transcription by RNA polymerase II; cell differentiation; anatomical structure morphogenesis. Lineage: Eukaryota; Metazoa; Chordata; Actinopteri; Gonorynchiformes; Chanidae. Bases 97 to 1413 code for a protein of 438 amino acids. The record is from RefSeq and is a predicted model, not a curated record.